Molecule: messenger RNA, 2604 nt
Organism: Dictyostelium discoideum AX4
Lineage: Eukaryota; Evosea; Eumycetozoa; Dictyosteliales; Dictyosteliaceae
Gene: pdeD
Product: cGMP-stimulated cGMP phosphodiesterase
Exons: 3
Coding region: 1-2604 (867 amino acids)
Biological process (GO): signal transduction; protein localization to cell cortex
Cellular component (GO): cytosol; cAMP-dependent protein kinase complex
Molecular function (GO): 3',5'-cyclic-GMP phosphodiesterase activity
Source: RefSeq, a predicted model, not a curated record
AUGAUGUUUUCAAAGAGGAAAUCGAUUAGAUUUAAUCCAGAAGGUGAUUAUACAGAAUUGCCACGUGGUGGAUAUGUAGUACCUAGUAAAUUGGGAGGUAUUCAAUUUGGAGUACCACCAGAAACAAUUAAAGAUUCAAUGGCAUUGAAAAUCGAUGUACCAACAAUUUACGUUUUCCCUGAAGAAUUAUGGGAUCGUAAAACUGGUAUAAACGCAGCAGAGGCUGAAUUUCCAGCAUACUUUAAUUACUUUAUUUUAAAGAGAAAAGUUUCAUUCGUAUGCACAAAAGAACAAGAACAAAGAAUUAGAAUCGUAUUUCAAGAAACUUUAUUAGGACCACCUGAAUUUAAUACAGGUAUAAUUAUCAAUAGUAGUAGUAGUACAACAGAUACUUCAAAAACAUCACCAAUUAAAAAACAAACUUCAUCAUCAUCACCACCAUUAUCACCACAACAACAACAACCACCACCACCAUUAGUCAAACAACCAUCACAACAACAACUUGAAGAAUUAGCAACAAUGGAUACAUGUCAUUAUCAUCACCAUCAUCAUCAUCAAGAAGUUAAUGAUAAUGAUAAUAAUAAUAAUACAACUACAAAUAAUAAUAAUAUUGAAAUAUUAGAACAACAACAACAACAACAACAACAACAACAACAACAACAAGAUGAAGAUAGUACAGAUGUUGAUGAAGAAUUUCAAAAAGAAUUUUCAUCAACAUUUCCACGUAGUGAAAUUCCAAAUUUAGAGAAAGAAUGUAAAUAUUUGAGAACAUUUAAUUCUGUUGAUGAAUUAUUUGAUUUUAUAUUGUUCGAUGAUAAUGGUAUUGCAAAGUUAUCAGAUGAUGUUGAAAUUCAUUUUCAAGAGGAUCAAUCAUUAUUUAAAGUUUUACAAUUUGAAGAAACAGGUAAAGGUAAUAAAGUUCAAACAUUGGUUGCAACAAUACCUUCAAAAAUUUUAUUCCCUGAUAUGAUUAAUUCAAUCUCUACGAUUAAUGAUAAUAAAAUUUUUGAUCCACCAACUUUUGGUAUCACUAUAAUUGGUUCUUCACAUGGUUUUGAUCCAAAAAAGUCAACAACUGGUUUUGUUUUAUGGAUUAAUAAAAGAGGUAUUAUGGUUGAUCCACCAUUAAAUUCAAGUAGUUUUUUACAAAGUCAAGGUGUACCAACAAGAAUGGUAGAUCAUAUAAUUUUAACACAUUGUCAUGCAGAUCAUGAUUCAGGUACAUUUCAAAAGUUAUUAGAAGAAUAUCAAAUUACAGUUGUAACAACUCCAACCAUUUUAGGUUCAUUUUUAAGAAAAUAUGGUGCAUUAUCAAAUUUAAGCACUGACCUUUUACGUAGAUUAUUUAUAUUUAGACCUGUUAUGAUUGGUGAACCAAUGAUUAUAUCUGGUGCAGAGUUUCGUUUCUUUUAUACAAUUCAUACAAUUCCAACGAUUUCAUUUGAAGUUUUUUAUGGUGGUAAAAGCAUAUUUUAUUCAGGUGAUACAUGUUAUGAUCCAAAUAGAAUUAAAGAUAUGAAUAAAAGAGGUAUAAUGAAAACAUCAAGAAUGAAAUUUUUUUUAAGACCUUGGAAUCAUACGGUGGUAUUACAUGAAGCGGGUGUACCACCAAUUCAUACACCAGUGUCAGUGUUGAGGGCGUUACCUGAUGAAGUUAAGAAUCGAUUAUAUUUAGUACAUAUUUCAGAACAUACAUUGCCAGCAGGUAGUGGAUUAAAGAUAGCGAAAGAGGGCGUGGCACAUACAUUGUCAUUGGACGUCAUGAAAUCAUCACAUUCUGAAGCUGUAGAUAUAUUGAAAUUGGUGGAGAGUGUCGAUAUAUUUAGAUCGAUACCAUUGACACAGGCAUGCGAGAUAUUACAAACUGCAACCAAACGAAAGUAUUCCCAAGGCUCAGUUAUCAUUGCAAGAGAUACCGAGCCCGACGCAUUCUAUGUGGUGGCAUCGGGUGUGGUUUGUGUAAACAUUGGUGAGUUGAAAAAGAAUCUAAUCGUGGGCGACUACUUUGGUGAGAUGUCUUUGGUCAUGGGUGGAUUGCGUUCGGCAAAUGUUCAAGCAGUGACCGACGUGGAGGUGUUGUCCUUCAAUAAGGAGGAUUUCUUAUCUAUCACUAGAAAUAGCACAGAGUCAAUUCAAUUCAUCACGAGAUUGUGGGAGAUGAGAAAUGAGAAAUCUUGGGAAACAAUGUCUUUGAAUUCGGUUUUCUCAAGAUGUACAAACUCUCAAAAAACUGCAAUACAAUCCAUACUGGUUAGAGAGUUAAUUAAAAAGGAUGAAACACUUUGGUGCAAGGGUGAAGAGGCUUUAUUUGGUUGUUUGGUUGCUGAAGGAUCUUUUGUUUUCAAAGAGGAUGAUUCUUUGGAAUCUUUCUCUCAGGGUUCUUUCCUUGGUGAUAUAAAUGCUAUGACUACUCAACCACCUUCAAUUCAUAAAACUACUGUCGUAGCAAAAGAAGAAAGUGUAAUAUAUAAAGUUUUAUCUCAAGAUUUAAUUAAAUUCUUUUCAAAUAAUCCUGGUAUUCAAUUAGCAUUUCUUGAUACUAUAUUUGUUGAUGCUUUAAGAGAUCAAGUUCAACAACUUGUAAAUUCAAAAUUAACUUAUUAA